This is a messenger RNA of Hyaloperonospora brassicae, 759 nucleotides long. NCBI's taxonomy places the organism in Eukaryota, Oomycota, Peronosporomycetes, Peronosporales, Peronosporaceae. The record is from the annotation of a GenBank genome assembly.
AUGCACGCCAAGCUGCUCGCCGUGUCCAGUCUGUGCGUCGCCGCCUCGGUUCUGCAGACUACCGACGCCCGUGGUGCUUCGACUGGGAUUCUUUCGCGUCGCCAGCUAGGCGACUACAAGGAUCACGAGCACGGACACCAUUCGCACAAGCACGACCACCACAAGAAGCACGUCCACGACAACGACAAAGGUCACUCGCACUAUCGCCGUCGGCUCGAAGACGCCAAGGCGACGGAGUCUUCGUCGGACUAUAGCUACGGUCACGACGACUACGGCCACGACGACUACGGUCACGAUGCCUACAAGCACAACGACUAUGGGCACGACCACUACGAGCAUAAGGACUAUGACCAUGGCAAAAAGGACUACAAGGGCUAUGGUGCUGACUACAGCUACGGCUACGACAAGCACGACUACAAGGGAUAUGGCCACGACAAGGACUACUAUGGCAAAGCAUCCGGCAACGACUACUACGGCUAUGGCAAGGGAUACGGCGACGACUACUACAGCUAUGGCAAAGGGUAUGGCAAAGGCUACGGUGACGACUACUCCGUCUACGGAAAGGGCUAUGGCAAAGGCUUUGGUGACGACUACUACAGCUAUGUAGACGGCUAUAGCUAUGGCAAGAGAUAUGGCAUGAUAAAGGCUCGGACUUCCCUAUUUGCGCUUUAUACGAAAGUUGUACCGUUGGAACGUGGAAGUGUGCCACCAUCAAUGCGACCGGCCGACGGCAGCGAGAUAAGCAUUUCUGCUCCAUAG